GCACUUUUCUCCGUCCUUGCGGACAGCUUGCUUUCGCCUUGCACCCCAGAUUCUCAUCCUUGGAGGUGGGGGUCCCUCCCCUUCCUCGUCUCAAGCUCCCAAAUUUUGGCAUCGCUCGAGGUGAAUGGCGGGAACCGGAAGUGUGUGCAGCGGCGGCGGGUACCCGGCGAAUCGGGUCCCAGGCGAAUCGCCGGAAGUAACAAUUGCUACGGGAGGUUUCCGCCAGCUUAGCUAUGGCGGCGAUCCCUCCAGACUCCUGGCAGCCGCCCAACGUAUACUUGGAGACCAGCAUGGGGAUCAUCGUGCUGGAGCUGUACUGGAAGCACGCUCCAAAGACUUGUAAGAACUUUGCUGAAUUGGCUCGUCGAGGUUACUACAAUGGCACCAAAUUCCACAGAAUCAUCAAAGACUUCAUGAUCCAGGGAGGUGACCCAACAGGGACAGGUCGAGGUGGUGCAUCUAUCUAUGGCAAGCAGUUUGAAGAUGAACUUCAUCCAGACUUGAAAUUCACAGGGGCUGGAAUUCUCGCAAUGGCCAAUGCCGGGCCAGACACCAACGGCAGCCAGUUCUUUGUGACCCUGGCUCCCACCCAGUGGCUUGACGGCAAGCACACCAUUUUUGGCCGUGUGUGCCAGGGUAUAGGAAUGGUGAAUCGAGUAGGAAUGGUGGAAACAAACUCCCAGGACCGUCCUGUGGACGAUGUGAAGAUCAUUAAGGCAUACCCUUCUGGGUAGACUUGCUGCACUCUUGGGCACACCCAGGUCUUCUGAGAUGGCUCCAGUGAACCAGUUUCCAGAUGACCUAGAAUGACACGUAACUCUAAACUGCAUUUUGGUCUUGCAAAUCUGAGGCGCUGAGGAGGCCUGGGGCCUUGGGUGAGUUAGAGAUGGAAGUGUAUUUUAAUAGGAUGCUUCUUUUCUCUUCCCCAGUGCCUGUGUUGACAGAGCAUUUGCAGAAAUGCCCAUGCGUGAUUGUUCACAGGUUACUGCUCACUGCAAAUGACCCAUACUGCUCCUUCUUGUGUGUAUCUGCUCUAUACACUUGGAACGAAAUGAAGCCAACUCUGUCAUUUCACAGUGCCUAACCAGCCUCUUCUUGCAGAAAUUUAUAUUCUGGGCUACACUGCAGUCUUUGGUGGCUGACAGCUGUAGAAUUCAGAACCAAGUAGUGUCUAUCAGCCUUCUUAACUGUGUGCACCCCCUAUUUCAGUCCUUUGCCUUUGUUCUUCCAGGGAUUGUAUGCAUCCUAUAUAUAUUUUCCCUCUCAAAACCAGAACAUCAACACUGCUGUUUCCGACACUUAGACAUCCCACGCAAAGCCACAUUGAAUUUUUGCCAAGUGAAAAAUGCAUCCAACAAUCAAGUUUCUAAGAAUGUGUCAAGUGGGGAAUGAUAAUGUGUAAUAAUUGAGAAAUUAAUUUAUUAAAAAGAAGCAGAAGCGUUGACCAUUUUUUCCCCAGGAAGGAGUAGAAAUCUAUAGUGAACAUACGGAAAGACUAUGAAUUCUUCUUAAAAAGCAGUAUCCUCAUAAAGGAGAAGCACCACUUAAGUUUUUUUUUUUUUUUUUUGCGGUACGCGGGCCUCUCACUGUUGUGGCCUCUCCCAUUGCGGAGCACAGGCUCCAGACGCGCAGGCUCAGCGGCCGUGGCUCAUGGGCAUAGCUGCUCCGCGGCAUGUGGGAUCUUCCUGGACUGGGGCACGAACCCGUGUCCCUUGCAUCGGCAGGCGGACGCUCAACCACUGCGCCACCAGGGAAGCCCACCACUUAAGUUUUUUAACCUAAGACUUUAGAGAAACUAGAUAAGAGAUUUUAUAUAUAUAUUUUUUAAUCUUUCUGAUUUUUUUAGGGAGGGGGCGGUGAGAGAAAGGAAGUUAAUACCUAUGGAAUACAUAGAACUUCCAAAAUAAAAUGCCAUUGAUGGUUGAAAUCACUGCUGUA
Messenger RNA from Orcinus orca (killer whale), 1938 nucleotides. RefSeq names its product peptidylprolyl isomerase like 1 (gene PPIL1). The coding region runs from base 234 to 734 and encodes 166 amino acids. The transcript has 4 exons. Gene Ontology annotation, molecular function: peptidyl-prolyl cis-trans isomerase activity. NCBI's taxonomy places the organism in Eukaryota, Metazoa, Chordata, Mammalia, Artiodactyla, Delphinidae. Gene Ontology annotation, biological process: protein folding; protein peptidyl-prolyl isomerization. Gene Ontology annotation, cellular component: catalytic step 2 spliceosome. The record is from RefSeq and is a predicted model, not a curated record.